Messenger RNA from Lathyrus sativus (Indian pea), 1059 nucleotides. The record is from the annotation of a GenBank genome assembly. Lineage: Eukaryota; Viridiplantae; Streptophyta; Magnoliopsida; Fabales; Fabaceae.
AUGUCCUGGCUAAGAACAAUCCUCCGAACAACCACCCUCUCUCAACCAUCUUCUCUUCUAACCCACCUCCGUCUCAUGAGCAACCUCCCAGAAAACACCGUCUAUUCAGGACCAACACCACAGAACCAAAGGGUAACACUUUCACAACUGCGACAAAAACAUCGAAACUCACAACCCAUUACUAUGGUCACUGCUUACGAUUACCCUUCUGCUGUUCACCUCGAUAUGGCCGCCAUUGAUAUUUGUCUUGUGGGUGAUUCUGCUUCCAUGGUUGUUCAUGGUCAUGAUACUACUCUGCCUAUUACGUUAGAUGAAAUGCUUGUUCAUUGUCGGUCUGUUGCUCGUGGCGCGAAGACUCCUCUUCUUGUUGGUGAUUUACCUUUUGGAACGUAUGAGUGUAGUUCUAAACAGGCGGUUGAUACGGCAGUUAGGAUUUUGAAAGAAGGACGAAUGGAUGCCAUAAAAUUGGAAGGAGGUUCGCCUUCAAGAAUUGUUGCAGCAAAAGCUAUUGUUGAAGCUGGAAUAGCCGUGAUCGGCCAUGUUGGUCUUACACCACAGGCCAUUAGUGUUUUAGGUGGAUUUAGGCCUCAGGGAAGAAAUGUUGCUAGUGCCGUCAAGGUUGUCGAAACGGCAUUGGCUUUGCAAGAAGCAGGGUGUUUUGCUGUUGUUCUAGAAUGUGUUCCUGCACCGGUGGCUGCCGCAACAACAGCAGCACUUCAAAUUCCAACGAUUGGAAUCGGGGCUGGACCCUAUUGCAGUGGACAGGUGCUUGUUUACCAUGAUCUUCUUGGUAUGUUACAACACCCUCACCAUGCAAAGGUUACUCCAAAAUUUUCUAAACAGUACGCCCGUGUCGGAGAUGUCAUCAAUAAAGCGUUACUUGAGUACAAGGAAGAUGUGACAAAUGGUUCAUUUCCUGAUGCUAAACACAGUCCUUACAAAAUCAGUGAAACUGAUGCUAAUGGUUUCUUAAAUGAGCUGCAAAAGUUAGGUUUCGACAAAGCAGUAUCCGCGGCAUCUGAAGCAGUUCAGAAGAUGGUUACAAAAUCAACAAAGUGA